Microplitis mediator is the source of this 3430-nucleotide messenger RNA. Its product is annotated as juvenile hormone esterase-like. The coding region runs from base 945 to 2624 and encodes 559 amino acids. NCBI's taxonomy places the organism in Eukaryota, Metazoa, Arthropoda, Insecta, Hymenoptera, Braconidae. The record is from RefSeq and is a predicted model, not a curated record. The transcript has 9 exons.
ACUUACAAAUUAUCAAUUUGAUUUUUUUAUUUUUAUUUCUUAUUUUCAGUUUAAUAUUUUUUUACUAACAUUUUUUUCUAAAUAUCCCGCCUUGUUUUGUCUUAAAUGUCGCUUUUUUUUCCAAACAUAUUGAUACGCUAGUGCUGCCACCAGUAGUUGAUAGAGAGAAACAAUGAAAAAAAUAAUAACAACAGUAAAAAUAGCAGCUAAAUUUUUCACGAAGAAUCAGUUUUCACGUUUUUUAUUAAUUACACCAAAACAAAAAGGAUUCAGAUAGUAAUUUUUGAAAGGGUUCUUGUGAUCAGAAAUACACAGAUAAUAAAAAAAAAAAUAAGUCGAUAAGUCUUGUUUUUCGAAAGUUAUCGUGUUUAGACGAGUCCGAACACUACAAUUGACGCACUGAGGGCUUCGGACUAAAUCAUUUUUUUAAAAUUAAUCACAUCAUUAAUCAAAUAUGGAUUGCAUUGAAAAAUGUUCCUUAAUAAAUUUCCUUUAAAAUGGUAUAUAUCAAUAACAACUUUGGUGUACUAGAAAGAAAGUACAGAGAGGAUUUAAAGUCCGUGAAAGGGCCGAGAGUGAGAGAGUGACAGUAAAGCACACCUAACGCUUUCGCGAUUGAGGUGUGCAAUAUUAAGAAAACCCGAAAAAUAAAUUCAAAACCUCUAUUAUUUAUUUUUCUAAACCAAUUUUUCAGUUAUUUUAUAUGUACUGCCCGAUGUGUUAAUUUACUUAUGUUUUUUCACUAACACUUUUGACGUUUUAUCUUUAAGUAAUUAAAAUAAUGACGGUAAUUAUCGGCAACAGCAAAAAUACAAGGAAAAAUUGCAGGUAAUUGCAAUUUUAUCAGUAUCCAAUAAUGUGAAGAAAAACAAAGUGUAUCGGUAAUAAGGCGAAAAAACAGAGUAGCUUUUAAUCCUAAAAACAGUUGCAUUGAAAAUAUAGCGAUGAAGGCAGAAUUAAGGAUUACGUAUUGCACAAUAUUAUUUAUUACUGCAGGAACUGUACGGUCAAGUGACCAUUUAUCUGACAGAUCGGAAACAAAUAGACCCAUUGUUCAAGUGCACGACGGCCAAUUGAAAGGAAUUAAAGAGGAAAAUGUCAAUGGACAGAGCUACUUUUAUGCGUUCCGAGGUAUUCCGUUUGCAAAACCACCCGUUGAUGAGCAAAGAUUCAAGGAUCCUGAACAAGUGGAACCGUGGACUGACGUAAGGGAUGCUAGAGAAUUUGGUAAUGUUUGUAUUCAAUUUGAAUGGCCAAAAAGAAAAAUCCAUGGAGAGGAAGAUUGUCUUUAUUUAAAUGUUUAUACAUCGGAAGUAGAAUCUAGUCAACUACGUGCUGUUAUGGUUUGGAUUUUCGGUGGUGGUUUUCAAUAUGGAUCAGGAAAUGACGACAUGUAUGGCCCGGAUUAUCUUGUUGAGAAGGAUGUUGUUUUAGUGACGAUAAAUUACCGCCUCGGAAUAUUCGGUUUCCUUAAUUUGGAUGAUGAAGCGGCUCCAGGUAACCAGGGAUUGAAAGAUCAGGUCAUGGCUUUGAAAUGGGUACAACAGAAUAUUGAUAAAUUUGGUGGUGAUCCAAAUCUCGUUACUAUUUUUGGUGAAAGCGCUGGAGCUGCUUCUGUUCACUAUUUGACCCUUUCCCCUCUAAGUCAAGGACUAUUCAGUAAAGCUAUUUUACAAAGUGGUGUAGCAACUGAUCCAUGGGCAAGUGUAUCGGGCUCGAUAAAGGAAGAAGCCGAAAGAUCAGCUGACAAAUUGGGAAAUAAAUCAACUGAUACCAGAGAACUGAUCGAAUACUUCCGAAGUAUUGACCCUCAGGAUAUACUCGAAGCAAUUCAAUCAUUACAAUCUUGGAAGAAUUAUUAUCUGGGGAAAUAUUCUUACGUGCCAUCAGUAGAUUCGAAAUCAAAUAAUCCAUUUCUGAACAUCCCAAUAGCCCAAGCUGCAAAAUCCGGAAUCAGAGUGCCCCAUAUUAUUGGCUACAACAGUCAAGAAGGAAUUUUCGCUCUCUAUGAACGUGACGAUGAUCAGUAUUCCGAGAUCGACUCUAAUCAAGAUACACUACUGUUACAUCCAAAUGAACAAAUAUUUUUAAAUCUUCGGAAUCUAUCCGGGGACGAUUUAAAAAAAUUUUUUAUGGGUAACAAUUCAAUAUCACGGGGAAACGCUCAACAGUUUAUAGAUGUGAAUACAGCUGCACGUUUUGUUAUUAAUAUUCAAGAUGUCCUUGAUAUUCAAUUCUCAAUACCCGAUGUGCAAACGUAUUUUUAUAAAUUUGACUACUACUCAAAAGAUACUUCGAUAGUGCAGCAGUUAUAUGACACGGACUUAGAAGGUACAUCUCAUUUAGAAGAUGUUUUCUAUCUAUUCAAUGCAAAAAUUCUAGAGGCACAAAAUAUUGAUCCGCCGACUUCAAAUUCUGUUGGAAACGUCAUCAAACAAAGAUUCGUAGAAUUAUGGACUAAUUUCGCUAAAAAUGGAAAUCCGAAUUCGGGAGAAUCUGAAUUAAUUCCCAUUGAAUGGAAACCCAAUGACAGCCCUACUGAAUACACUUGUCUAGAAAUAUCCGAGGAUCUCAAAUUGAUUAAGGAGCCAAAUAUUUUGAAUGAAGUAUCGAAAAAUAUUUAAAACGAAUAAUGAUUUACUAAAAUUGUGGUUUUUUUAAUACCGGUUCGAAAAAUUUGAUCUGAUUUUAGUCAAACCAGAUUGUAUUUGGACUCAUUGGUCUGUCUUUAGAUUUUUAUUUAAAUUUUAAGCUGUUUUUGAUGUAAAGACGAUCAAAAACAGAUUAAAGGUAAUAGACUGAAAAAGUUUGAUUGUGGUCUGGAUAAAUACAAAAGAAGGCAAAAUAUUCUGAGAAAAAAAUGUGAUUUUGAUCAAAGAAUCAAAUAUAGUAGAUCGCAUAUCAAAUUCUCCGAAAAAAUAAUUUAUCUUAUUGUUUUCCUUCAUAAUUUAUUUAGGGGUAACACUUUUCAAGUAUUUUCAAUAAUAUAAUCGAAUUUUGUACAUGAAUCGUUUCUUCUGUCUAUUAAGGAACAAAAUAUUAAGAAAACCCGAAAAAUAAAAUCAAAACCUCUGUUAUUUAUUAUUUCAACCAGAAUUUUUCAGUUAUUUUUAUUCAUUGCCCGGUGUGUUAAUUUACUUAUUUUUUUCCACUGAACACUUUUUACAUUUUAUCUUUAAGUAAUUAAACUAAUGACGGUAAUUACCGGCAACAGCAAUAAUACAAGGAAAAAUUGCAGGUCAUUGCAAAGUUAUCGGUAUCCGAUAAAGUGAAGAAAAACAAAACAUAGAAGAAUUGUACGGUCAAGUGACGACUUAUCUGACAAAUCGAACACAAAUAGACCUAUUGUUCAAGUGCACGACGGCCAAUUGAAAGGAAUUAAAGAGAAAAAUGUCAAUGGAGAGAGCUACUUUUAUGCGUUCCGAGGUAU